Messenger RNA from Cyprinus carpio (common carp), 1682 nucleotides. It is a transcript of the gene aqp10a, whose product is annotated as aquaporin-10. The record is from RefSeq and is a predicted model, not a curated record. Gene Ontology annotation, biological process: water transport; glycerol transmembrane transport. Gene Ontology annotation, cellular component: plasma membrane; basolateral plasma membrane. NCBI's taxonomy places the organism in Eukaryota, Metazoa, Chordata, Actinopteri, Cypriniformes, Cyprinidae. Gene Ontology annotation, molecular function: water channel activity; urea transmembrane transporter activity; glycerol channel activity.
CAUAAUCAGCCCUGUAAGAAUAUACUGUUUCAAUUAUUGCCUGAUUGAAACAGUAAUCUUGUUGGCAAUGGUAACAUUAAACAUGAUUUUAAACAUGGAUGGUGGCUUUGGGAAAGAAAUUUGGGUGUACAGAUAUCUGAGCUAGAUAAUUGCACAAUUACCUCAUUUCUAAAUGUCAUGUAAUCUUCCAGUGUCAAAAUGAUUAGAUUAUCUGGAUGUACAGAAAAGCGCAAGUGUUUUACAGCAGAUAGAUUACUAAUUUUUUUAUCUCGGUCUCCUCUCUUCUCUUUGUCCCACAUGAUUAUUAAUGAUUUAUUAAGGGGUCGUGGUCUGGAUCAGACAAGCUAUGAUGUGGAUGUUGACUGCUUGAUGUGGGAUGUUUGUACCCAGCAGGUACAUUUAAAACAGGGUUUAAAGGUUAGCUGAGCUAAUAGACACAGACUGAAGUCAGAAGAUCAUCUCCAAAGAGUGGGACAGCAAGUUUUGCACAAAACGUAAAAGCCAAUACUAAAAAUGAGUCGGAUAAAAAAGGUAAUUAAGAGGAUGAAGGUGAAAAAUGAGCUGGCACGACAGAUUAUGGGAGAGGUCUUGGGCACUUUUGUACUUCUGCUGUUUGGUUGUGCUGCAGCAGCGCAGGUGAAAACCAGCAGAGAAACUAAGGGGCAGUUUCUGUCUGUUAACAUGGCUUUUUCUAUAGGCGUCAUGUGUGCAAUGUACCUCUGCAGGGCAGUAUCAGGAGCUCAUCUAAACCCAGCUGUGUCUCUGAGUUUCUGUGUGUUGGGAGACCUAGCCUGGAUAAAGUUGCUACCCUAUUCUUUGGCUCAAAUAUUGGGGGCUUACCUCGCCUCUGGGCUUGUCUAUUUCAUCUACCAUGAUGCAAUUAUGGAAUUCAGUGGUGGAGUUCUGACUGUUUUUGGUCCUAAUGAAACAGCUAGUAUCUUUGUCACUUACCCAACUGAUGUGGUGUCAGUGCAGACCAGCUUCCUCGAUCAGGUGGUCGGCACAGCCAUGCUGAUGUUGUGCAUUCUACCUCUGAAUGAUAAGAGAAAUGCUCCUGCUCCCGAAGCAUUGCUCCCUCCAAUUGUAGGAACUGUUGUCUUAGGGAUUUCCAUGUCAAUGUCAGCUAACUGUGGAGCUGCCAUAAACCCCGCCCGUGACCUUGGUCCACGUCUCUUCACCUUCACAGCAGGCUGGGGCACCGAAGUCUUCACGUGCUAUGACUACUUCUUCUGGAUUCCAUUAGUGGCUCCUAUGGUGGGGGGCGUGCUGGGGUCCAUCAUUUAUCUCGUUUUCAUUCAGUGGCAUCUGCCUGAGCCUGAGGAUGAAUCUGAGUCUGAGGAGUUUAAAGAACAAACAAAGGGCAUGGAGCACAACAACAAACAGGACGAGUUAUACCAUAAAAUGUCUUCCCUUUAAAAGCCUGAUGACUGUUGAAUCUAGCUCACGGCAUUUCCAGAUCCUUUUCCCCCUCUUCUCUCCAUUAUUUCCAGACUGUUUUAUACUGUAAAAAAAGGGGGAAAUGUACUCAAGGAGGACUCUAAAAUUUUUCACAGUAGAGCUGAAGCCUUGAUAUAAUAAAUAUUAUUUAUUAUUUUCAACCCCCUUUUUAUCCCUUCUAAAAUAUUAGACUGUGACUUUCAACUAUAUGUAGAAAAAGACUAUUUCCUUCACAUUAUCAUUGU